This is a messenger RNA of Exophiala aquamarina CBS 119918, 174 nucleotides long. RefSeq lists its product as uncharacterized. Bases 1 to 174 code for a protein of 57 amino acids. The transcript has 2 exons. NCBI's taxonomy places the organism in Eukaryota, Fungi, Ascomycota, Eurotiomycetes, Chaetothyriales, Herpotrichiellaceae. The record is from RefSeq and is a predicted model, not a curated record.
AUGUCGUCUCCCUCGACUACCCCCAUCCGCUUUGAGCCUCAACCAGUGCAAGACCAACGCGUCACUGUAUUUGAUUCGAGUGUCGCUUCAGAACCAUUUCUCGAUUCUGUGGCGUUGGAAAAUCUCAGGAAGCGACAACAGGCAGAAGCAACUAAGGCAUUGAGCACGAAAUAA